This is a messenger RNA of Alnus glutinosa, 1230 nucleotides long. RefSeq lists its product as uncharacterized. Gene Ontology annotation, molecular function: zinc ion binding. The record is from RefSeq and is a predicted model, not a curated record. The transcript has 4 exons. Bases 1 to 1230 code for a protein of 409 amino acids. Lineage: Eukaryota; Viridiplantae; Streptophyta; Magnoliopsida; Fagales; Betulaceae.
AUGAAAAAAGGAUUUAAUGAUGGAUGUAGGCCUAUGAUAGGUCUUGAUGCUUGCUUCUUAAAGGGGGUUUACAAGGGGCAGUUAAUGGAAGCUAUUGGAAGGGAUGCCAAUAAUAACAUGUAUCAAAUUUCUAUAACGGUGGAAGAGGCAGAGACCAAGGAUAGCUGGACUUGGUUUCUGAAGGCAUUAUUGGCAGACCUUGGCCGUAGUCCGCAUGGAUGGACCUUCAUUUCAGAUAGACAGACAGAUGUGUGUCCUAAUGCUGAGCAUCGUAUUUGUGUGUGGCACUUGUAUGCCAAUUUCAGAAUCGAUGGUCAUCCGGGGGUGCUACUGAAGGACAUGCUGUGGAGAGCUGCUUCAGCAUACACACAGAUUGAAUUCUAUGAUGUAAUGGAGGACAUUAAGGGCAUUAAUGUCAAAACACACGAGUACCUUGCAAACGUUGACCCUAGAACUUGGUGUAGGGGAUGGUUCAACACACAUGCAAAGUGUGACCUCCUACAUAACAAUUUGUCUGAAUGCUUCAAUUCAUGGAUCGCCAAGUUCAGGGACAAGACCAUCUUGAUAAUGUUGGAAGGAAUUAGGGGCAGUUUAAUGAGAAGGUACUGCAAGGGUAGAAGGUUUGUGGUCAAUUUACCGUCGAAGACAUGUUGGUGUAGAAAGUGGGAUGUAACUAGUAUCCCAUGUGGGCAUGCCAUCUCAUCAUUAUGGCUUGGUGGAGGCAACCCAAAGGACUACUUGAGUCCAUACUUUCGCAAGGAGAUGUACUUAAAGGCGUACACACCCAUCAUUUAUCUUGUACCAAGUGAAGAACAAUGGGUGAGGAUAGAUCAACCCCAAAUUGAACCACCUAAGUCAAGGACAACCAUAGGGAGACCAAAAAAAGUGAGGAAUAGAGGACAAGAGGAGACAUCAAAUCCAUACACAGUGAGAAGGGGUGUGAACAAGAAUCAAUGUGGGAAGUGCAAGAAAUAUGGUCACAAUACACGAACAUGCACUUUGAGGAAGAGGCAUGAUGAAAUACGAAAACGUAGAAGAUCUUUCUACAGAGAACAUGCAGGAAAUACUGACUGCAAUCUUGAUAGGUUGGAUGGCUCCUCCAGUGCCUCACAUGUGGUUUAUUCUACUGACCAACCUCCAGUGCCCCACUUGUGUAUCAUCCCACUGCACCAAUACAGAGUGCCCCAUCUUUGGAUAUUUGUGUAUGGAAAAGUAAUUGUGCAUUUGUAG